Molecule: messenger RNA, 11975 nt
Organism: Scylla paramamosain (green mud crab)
Lineage: Eukaryota; Metazoa; Arthropoda; Malacostraca; Decapoda; Portunidae
Product: von Willebrand factor A domain-containing protein 5A-like
Exons: 18
Coding region: 7957-10635 (892 amino acids)
Source: RefSeq, a predicted model, not a curated record
UGCAGAUAGUAUUUUCACUGUGGAUGCCCCACGGAUGUGGAUGCAUAGGUGGAUAUUUAAUACAUCACUAACACACACACACACACAUACACACUCACAUACACACAGAAAUAUAUAUGGUUUGGUGUCGAGCAUAUUGGAAAUUAAAAAGACUACAAAAAGAACAAUAAACCAGAUGUGGUACAUUUAAUGGAAACCAAACUAAAAGAGGAAAUAAAGUUGAGAUUUCCAAAGGAGGAGACAGAAUAGGAAAGGGAGGAGGAAGAGUGAUGAUAUUGGUAAAAGAGGAUAUUGUUGUUGAGGAAGUGGAAUAUGGUGAUGGAAUGGCAGAAUCUUUUAUUUUUUAUUUAUUUUUAUUUUUUUUAUAUGUAGGAGGGACACUGACCAAGGGCAACAAAAAUCUGAUAAAAAAAUGCUCACUGAAAUGCUAGUCCCAUAAAAAGGGUCCAAAGUGGUAGUCAAAAAUUGAAGGAUAAGUAUCUUGAAACCUCCCUCUUGAAGGAAUUCAAGUCAUAGGAAGGUGGAAAUACAGAAGCAGGCAGGGAGUUCCAGAGUUUACCAGAGAAAGGGAUGAAUGAUUGAGAAUUCCGGUUAACUCUUGCAUUAGAGAGGUGGACAGAAUAGGGGUGAGAGAAAGAAGAAAGUUUUGUGCAGCGAGGCUGCAGGAGGAGGGGAGGCAUGCAGUUAGCAAGAUCAGAAGAGCAGUUAGCAUGAAAAUAGCGGUAGAAGACAGCUAGAGAUACAACAUUGUGCGGCGGUGAGAAAGAGGCUGAAGACAGUCAAUUAGAGGAGAGGAGUUGAUGAGACAAAAAGCUUUUGAUUCCACCCUGUCUAGAAGAGCAUUAUGAGUGGAACCCCCCCAGACAUGUGAAGCAUACUCCAUACAUGGACGGAUAAGGCCCUUGUACAGAGUUAGCAGCUGGGGGGUGAGAAAAACUGGCGAAGAUGUCUCAAAACGCUUAAUUUCAUAGAAGCUGUUUUAGCUAGAGAUGAGAUGUGAAGUUUCCAGUUCAGAUUAUAAGUAAAGGACAGACCGAGGAUAUUCAGUGUAGAAGAGGGGGACAGUUGAGUGUCAUUGAAGAAGAGGGGAUAGUUGUCUGGAAGGUUAUGUCGAGUUGAUAGAUGAAGGAAUUGAGUUUUUGAGGCAUUGAAAAAUACCAAGUUUGCUCUGCGUGAAAUGUUCACCUCUUGAAGGGUUGGACGUCUAUGAAAAGAUGUGGAAAAGUGCAGGGUGGUAUCAUCAGGGUAGGAGUGGAUAGGACAAGAAGUUUGGUUUAGAAGAUCAUUAAUGAAUAAUAAGAAGAGAGUGGGUGACAGGACAGAACCCUGAGGAACAUCACUGUUAAUAGAUUUAGGAGAAAAACAGUGACCGUGUACCACAGCAGCAAUUGAACGGUCAGAAAGGAAACUUGAGAUGAAGUUACAGAGAGAAGGAUAGAAACCAUAGGAGGGUAGUUUGGAAAUCAAAGCUUUGUGCCAGACUCUAUCAAAAGCUUUUGAUAUGUCCAAGGCAACAGCAAAAGUUUCACCAAAAUCUCUAAAAGAAGAUGACCAAGACUCAGUAAGGAAAGCCAGAAUACCAGUAGAGCGACCUUGAUGGAACCCAUACUGGCGAUCAGAUAGAAUGUUGUGAAGUGAUAGAUGUUUAAGAAUCUUCCUGUUGAGGAUAGAUUAAAAAACUUUAGAUAGGCAGGAAAUUAAAGCAAUAGGACGGUAGUUUGAGGGAUUAGAACAGUCACCCUUUUUAGGAACAGGCUGAAUGUAGGCAAACUUCCAGCAAGAAGGAAAGGUAGAUGUUGACAGACAGAGCUGAAAGAGUUUGACUAGGCAAGGUGCAAGCACGGAGGCACAGUUUUGGAGAACAAUAGGAGGGACCCCAUCAGGUCCAUAAGCCUUCCAAGGGUUUAGGCCAGCAAGGUCAUGGAAAACAUCAUUGCGAAGAAUUUUAAUAGGUAGCUUGAAGUAGUCAGAGGGUGGAGGAGAGGGAGGAACAAGCCCAGAAUUGUUCAAGGUAGAGUUUUUAGCAAAGGUUUGAGCAAAGAGUUCAGCUUUAGAAAUAGAUGUGAUAGCAGUGGUGCCAUCUGGUUGAAAUAAAGGAGGGAAAGAAGAAGAAGCAAAGUUAUUGGAGAUAUUUUUGGCUAGAUGCCAGAAGUCGUGAGGGGAGUUAGAUCUUGAAAGGUUUUGACACUUUCUGUUAAUGAAGGAGUUUUUGGCUAGUUGGAGAAGAGACUUGGCUUGGUUCCGGGCAGAAAUAUAAAGUGCAUGAGAUUCUGGUGAUGGAAGGCUUAAGUACCUUUUGUGGGCCACCUCUCUGUCAUGUAUAGCACGAGAACAAGCUGUGUUAAACCAAGGUUUGGAAGGUUUAGGUCGAGAAAAAGAGUGAGGAAUGUACGCCUCCAUGCCUGACAUUAUCAUCUCUGUUAUGUGCUCAGCACACAAAGACAGGUCUCUGACACGGAAGCAGUAAUCAUUUCAAGGAAAAUCAGCAAAAUACCUCCUCAGGUCCCCCCAACUAUCAGAGGCAAAACGCCAGAGGCACCUUCGCAUAGGGGGAUCCUGAGCAGGGAUUGGAGCGAUAGGACAAGAUACAGAGAUGAAAUUGUGAUCAGAGGAGCCCAACGGAGAAGAAAGGGUGACAGCAUAAGUAGAAGGAUUAGAGGUCAGGAAAAGGUAAAAAAUGUUGGGCGUAUCUCCAAGACAGUCAGGAAUAUGAGUAGGGUGUUGCACCAAUUGCAACACCCUAUUGAAUGAUGUGAUUAAGAUCAAAGGAAGUGAAAAAACGAAUGUUAUUGUGAUGUAUGUACCACCAAAAACUAAUGCAUGAGAGACCAAAAAAUAUAUAAUUAUGCAACUAGAAACAAGAAAUAGCAUAUAGGAAAUGAUAAGGAAAAGCAACAAAGUGCUUUUAGUAGGCAACUUCAACACUAAAGGAGUUAACUGGGAGGAGAUGGAAUUGAAAGAAAAUGUCAGGUCAUGGAGCAAAGAACCUUUGCUUACCAUGAUGGUGAAUACAAUGAGACAGUGGGUGAACAAACCUACAAGAUGCAGAGAAAAAGAACCAUCACAGUUGGACUUAGUGUUUAUGAAAACCCCAGAAGGUAGACCAAGUAUACAUUGUCUGAAUCCAAUGGGAAGAAGUGAUCAUUUGACAAGAGAAAUAGUACUACAGGAGGAAACAGUGUUACACAGGAAUGAAUAAUUUAAAAAUGGGAGACAGAACUAUGCUAAAGCAAACUUUGCAGAGCUUAAUAAAGUUUGUGGAAAAAUGAACUGGAAAGAGCUAUUUGAAGGUAAAGUACUACAAGAAAAAUAUGAGAUAUUUUUGAGCAAGUAUAGAGAAGGGGUGCAACAGUUUGUACCAAGUUAUAAAGUGAAAAUUGGGAAGCAUGAAUGGUAUAAUGUCGUGUGUAGAAGCAAAGAAGGAAAAGGACAGCAUGGAGGAAAUUGAUGAGAAAACUAAACAGAAAUACUAGAGAAGAAUACAGAAAGGCAAGGAAUGAAUAUGGCAUAAGAAGAAGAGAAGAAGAAAGAAAUUUUUAAAGUGACAUAGUAAGAAAAUACAAGGAAGAACCCAAAUUCUUCUACAGAUAUGUAAAUAGAAAAAUGAAACAUAGAGAUGACAUAAACAAGUUAAAAAGAGAAGGAAGUAUUUAUAAAACUACUGAGGAGAUGAGUGAACUAAUGAAUGAGAGUUCUUAAACUGUGUUUACAAAGAAAUCAAGAAACUGCUGGAAGAGCUGGAUGUUAGAAAAGCUAUGGGACCAGAUCAAGUAGAUUGGUGAAUAUUAAAAGGAUGAAGAGAACAAAAGGGGGAACCCAUAUGGGAUAUAAUCAACAGCUUGUUGAAAGAAGGAAAAGUACAAAGGGAAUGGAAAAGAGCUAACAUAGUACCAAUAUGGUAUACAAAGGGGAAAAUAAAAUGGAACCAUGAAAUUCCAGACCAGUGUCACUAACAAGUACUGUAAGCAAGCUUUGUGAAAUAGUAAUUAAUCCCUUCGUGCCCAGGCGGCUGACGGUCACCCAUGCAUCCCAUACCACCCACCCCCAAGACUUACGCUCAUCCAAAAAUAUUUAAGAAAUAUGCAUGUAAAUGCUAGAGAAGUGUUAUUAAUCCACUAUUUCCACUUAAAAAUGAGCAAUAUGGUAUAAAUAUACACAGUGAUAUAUUAUAACGUAUAAGAAAUAAUAAUGGCAAUGGUAAUGAUGAUAAAAAAUCAUUGUAAUGGGAUAAAGAUGGUGGUGACAAUAAAAGUACUAGGAAUAUAAGCAGUAGUUGUAGUGGUAGCAGUGGUGGUGGUAGUGGUGGUUGUGGUAGUAGUAGUAGUAGUAGUAGUAGUAGUAGAGUCAUUUACUUACGGUAAAUCACGGGUGGCUGGGGGGUGAAUGAAGUGGUGGGGGAAGAUUAGUUAUUUCGAUGCUUUUUGGCCACACCACUUGGCCCUGGUUGUGAAUCUGUAGCUAGUUCACUGUGCCACAGCUGGAAGUGGUCCAUGCAACACAGUCCUGGUUCACCAGGACACCCAGGGCAAUAGUAGACAGUAUCCUUCCUCUUCUUUCCAUUCUUCCAGCACACUCAGCAUCAUUUUUGCUUUCCUGACUGUUCAUGGUGAACCCAUGCAUGGUACAAGUCCUUUUCCUUCAUUACUUUCAGUGGGCAUUUCUUUCUCCUGGCCUCAUCUUCCCUGAUGAGUUCAGCAGCUCCAUGACUGUGCUCACGUAACCAUUGGUGGCUGACAUCCAUGAUGAACUGAAGAAAUUCACCUUUGUACUGUGACCCCUUUCAGUGCGCAAUGUAGGAAUUCAGAAGGAUACGGAAUAUGAAAUGAAUUCCAAGCUUUUUGAACCAGGCUAGGCUUUUCCUUCCGAAAGCAUAAGGCUCCAGCAACUGGUCAGCCAUAUCUACAGUUCCCAUUUUGCUGUUAUAUUUUUCAAUGUGCAGUGGUCUAUUAUAGAAAACAGUCUUUUCCCCAAAGUACCUUUUGCACUUUUCAACCAUACCAGCAGUGUAUUUUGUGGUAAGCACUGUCACUUCUUUCUUGUCCUGGUACUUGACAAGUAAAGUAUUCCCUUGUCUGGCAAAAACAGAUUGAAAUCUCUCUAAUUUUUCAGCCAUCAUCCUUUUGGGGGGUCCUCUACCACUUCUCACAACACCAGUCAUUGUGGUGUUACGGCUCAGCAAGUAAUUGCUAAGUCUGAGACUUGUGUACCAGUUAUCGGUGACUACAUGUCGACCAUGAUCCAGUAAGUCCUUCAUCAAAUGUAUGACAAUGUCUUCUGAAAUGCUGAGGUUCCCUGCUGCUGGAUCAUCAAUUUUGAAGGCCCCUUUGCCAUAAUAGACAGCAAAAUUCCAGGAAUAUCCAUCCCAGUGGUCACCAGAGGGGCAAAGAACAAAUACCUUGAUGCCAAAACGAGCUCUUUUUGUUUUUGUGAACUGUCUAAAUCCAAGACGACCCUUCCACAAAAUAAGUGCUUCAUCAACAGCUACAUCCUCACCUGGUUGCAUAACUGCUUGGCACCUGUCCCUCAUCAGGUCCAAAAAUGGUUCAAUUCUGGUUGACGGUACAUUUUUCUUGACAGUGACAGCAGAUGAAAAUCUCAAGAAUUUGAGAAUGGAGAGAAACCUAUUCCUACUCAUCACUUCCUUUGUGAAAACUCGUGGGCCUCCAAAAACUGCAUUGUUUGACCAAUACAUAUGCAUAUUGGGUAGUUGUACCACUCCCAUGACUAUCAAUAACCCAAAGAAUACAUGCAUGUCAUUGCUGUUGCUGGUUUCCACUUUAGCCCAUGUACUUUUUUCUUUAUUGGAUUUUCAGCAAAAUAAACAUUAGCUCUCUCAUUAGCCCAUGAACACAAUUUAGAAAUCACAUAGCCAUCUAUAAAAUUACUAAAAGCAUCUCCAGGAGUAUGGAAAGUAAGGGCUGGAAUAGCCUGGGGCCCUUGGGCAGCACCAUCAGUGAAGCCGGGCAGUGCACAUGGCUGUGCAUCAGCAAAGAUGUCGACAAGAAACUGCCACCCACUGUCUUCAACUGGAUCAACAUCCUGCCAUAAUUCACUAUCACUAAGCUCCAGUUCACUGUCACUACUCUCAUCUUCAUCCUCACUUUCUGGCACAUAUGAUGUAUCAAAGUCUGAAUCACCCCUGCCCGACUUGGCUGUAAAUUCCUAAAAACUGUCACAAAAUAUAGCAAAAAUAAGUUUCCAAUAAUGGCAAGGCAAUGAGAAGACACUAAAGUACGUCCUUUUGUAUCGAUCGCCUUAGGCAAACUGGGCAUGGAGAGGCACUUCUGGCCAGUAAUAUUUUAUGAUGGACAGUCACUCCACAUAUUAGCAAAUUGAUUGGCUGAUGGGCGUGGCUUAUUUUUAUUCUCAGCAGUAGGCUAUACCAGGCUCAUAGACUGUCUACAGGAUGAAAAACCACUCCGCAAUAUGUACGGGUAUCUCAUGACGUAUAUGUAUAUGUCAUGGUGUUUGGUAUGGAGCAUGUCUGUGACGUAAAGGUGUACGUCAUGGGCGUGAAGGGGUUAAAGGUAGAUGGGUGCAGUAUUUAGAAGAUGAAAAGAUAAUUACAGAAAAGCAAUUUGGAUUCAGGGAAUGGAGAUCCUGUGUCAUAAAUCUACUGAGCUUUUAUACGAGAGUAAUAGAUGAAGUGCAAGAGAGGGACGGAUGGAUUAAUGUGGUAUAGCUAGAUCUCAGAAAAGCAUUUGAUAAAGUUCCCCACAAAAAUCAUAUGUGGAAGUUAGAGAAUGAAGGAGGACUAUAGGGAGCAACAUUGAGAUGGAUGGAGGAUUAUUUACAAGGGAAGGAAAUGAGAACAGUAAUCAGAGACAGUAGUUCAAGUUGGUGCGAAGUGACAAGUGGGAUACUGCAGGGAUCUGUGUUGGCAUCAAUUAUGUUUCAAAUUUAUCUAAAUGAUAUGACAGAGGAUGUAAAUAGUUAUAUAAACCUUUCUGCUGAUGAUGCAAAAAUAAUGAAAAUAAUAAAGGAUGAAAAUGAUUGCAAGGAGUUACAAAAGGAUAUUGACAAGAUACACGCAUGGAGCCAAAGAUAGAAACUAGAAUUUAAUGCCAGAAAAUGCCACAUGUUGGAAAUAGGAAAAGUAGAAAGAGACCUUUGUGGAAUUACAAAAUGGGAGAAGAAAUAAUGACAAAAAGUAAUGAAGAAAAGACUUGGGAAUGCUGAUCCAGGACACACUAUUACCUGAAAGGCACAUAAACAGAAUAUUCAGCUCUACAGCUUGUUAACAAACAUUAGGGUGGCUUUUAACUAUUUAGAUAAAGAAAUUAUGAAGAAAAUUAUAACAAGCAUGAUACAUCCUAAAUAAAUAUGCAGCAGUAGUUUGCGCUCCACAUAGGAAAAAAAGAUAUAUGGAAACUGGAAAGAAUAUAGAGGAUAGCAACAAAGAUGGUACCAGAAUUGAAAGACUUAAACUAUGAAGAAAGACUUGAAGAGAUGGGAUCACCAACACUACAAGAGAGAAGAGAAAGAGAGGAGACCUGAUAACAAUGUUCAAAUUAGUAAACAAUAUAGAAAGAAUAAACAGAAAUGACUUGGUACCACAGAUGGAGGAGGAAUAGAGAGGACGAGGGGGCAAGGGAAGAAAAUAAAGAAGAGUGGAUGUUUGAGCGACAUCAAGAAAUACAGCUUUCCACAUUGAACUAUUGAAAUCUGGAUUAAUUUGAAGGAAGAGUUAGUUGUGGCAAACAGUGUACACAUGUUUAAAGAGAAACUGGAUAAAUAUGGUUAUGGAGACAGGACAAAAUGAGCUUUGGCUCAUGCCCUGUACAAUACAACUAGGUAAACACACACACACACACACACACACACACACACACACACACACACACACACACACACACACACACACACACACACACACACACACACACACACACACACAGAUUUCUCUGCUUGCUUGACUGGCUGAGAAGGAUAGCCAACCAGUGAGUAAGCCAGACGAUGGCCUCCGUAUGUUAUCUGCCGCCUCACCUGUCCCACUUUGGGCUUCUGGGAAUGUCUGAAGCUCAGGCAGGGAGAUGGUGUGUGGUGUCCCUAGAGUCAGUGUCUGCAGAAGUUUCCAUUCGUGGCUUUGUGGCUCAAGUGACAGCCAACAUGGUGUACUGCAACACUGCCAAACACCCACUGCAGGUGCGGGCAGUGUUGCCUGUGGAGGAGGGUGCCGCUGUGUACCACUGUGAAGCACGACUGGAUGGCAGAACCAUUGUGACUCACUGCAUGGAGAAGAACAAGGCAAAGAAGAUUUAUGAGGAGGCAGUGAGUGCAGGGAAGACAGCCAUCAUGACACAAGAACACCCUGAUUCCAGUGACAUCCUCACACUUAACCUGGGCAACUUUCCUGCUGGGACAAGAGCUGAGGUCACCCUGCGUCUGGUGAUGGAGUUGAGGGUGCAGACAGAUGGUGGCAUAAGCUUUGUCUUGCCCACAGUGCUCAACCCUCGCUACACCCCUCCUGACCACCCUAGGAUACAAGAGGAACUCCUCUCCAGAGGGUUGUUUGGGAAAGUUUGGGACCAGGAAAAACAUGAGGUACAUGUGUCGCAGCCUUACUCCAUCAAGGUGAAGGCCCAAGUGUGCGGCAGUCACCAAAUAGCUCGAGUUGUUUCCCACACUGACCCACUAAGUGUGACCCUGGCUGAUGAUGCAAUGUCUGCCCAGGUGAGCCAGGAUGGAGGAUUUGACUGUAACCAUGACUGGAGCAUGUUGGUGUACUACAAGAAUGCAUACCAGCCCCACCUACUGCGGGAGACUGGUGACCGCUCUGCCACUGGGAUCAUGAAGGAUGACCUGCUUAUGCUCAGCCUCUUUCCAGAGCUACCAACCAACACUUACUCCAGCAGGAACGAGAUUGUUUUUGUCAUCGAUCGCUCAGGAAGCAUGGGAGGGGAGAAGAUGCAGAGUGCUAGAGCAACAUUACUUCUGUUCCUCAAGAGUCUGCCACCAGGAUGUCUCUUCAAUAUUGUCAGUUUUGGAUCAUCCUUCUCAGCACUGUUCCCGGAGGGGAGUCACAUCUAUUCCGAGAAGACACUGAAUGAGGCAUGCCAGCUGCAGGCCAACAUGUAUGCCGAUAUGGGAGGCACGGAGAUACUAGCACCCUUGAAGAGCAUUUAUGCCAAGCCACCCACACCCGGCUACUCUCGACAGAUUCUGCUGAUCACGGAUGGGGAGGUUAGCAAUGUGGACCAGGUGACGCAGUUGGUGGGCCGCCAUGCACAUGAAACACGCCUCUUCUCUGUGGGCAUUGGUCAUGGGGCAUCCACAGCUCUGGUGCGUGGGGUGGCCAGGGCAGGACGGGGCCGCUCAGAAAUGGUGGUACAACAAGGACUCCUCCAGCAAAAGGUGAUGGGCCUGGUGAGCUCCAUGGUGCAGGAGAAUGUGCAGGACUUCACCAUUGCCUGUGAGAUGGAGCCAGUCUGCAGGGUGACAUUGGUGCCCAAGGUGCCACCUGUCAUCUUUGGCGGCCAGCACCUCAUCUUAUAUGCCAGGGUGCCCUUCUCCACACAGGUCAAGAAGAUCACGGUGCGAGGUCAGCUUGGCACUAAUCCUGUUCUGAACACGAUGGAGGGAGAACACUUCACUGUGGUGCACGAUGAGGCAAAGUCCCUUCACAGACUGGCAGCACGCUCUCAAAUCCUCCAGUGGCAGCUUGACGAGGAGGAAGGCAUAGGGGAGGACAUGGUGGCACUGAGUGUGGCAAGUGGCGUUGUGUGUCGCCACACAGCACUGGUUGGCGUGGACCAAGAGUCAGGGAAACCUGUGCCUGAAUUUCCAAAAUCCACAGUGAGGCAGCUAUCAAGAUGCUUUGCUCCAGUAAGUGCAUGUACAUUUGGCAGUUCACCAGCACCAGCAUCAGCAGCAUCAGGCACUAGAUUUUGCUUUAAACAAUCAGCCUUUAGGGGCAAACAACAGGCACCACAACCAGGGUCUCUUUUCAGAGCAACGACACCAUCAUUCUUCCUGUGCGACAGUGCAUCACCACAACAACUAGAUUCAAGCUUUGGGGCUACACAACAGGCACCACAAAUAAGGCCUCACUCUGGCACAAUGACACCAUCAAGCUUCCUGUGCAGCAGUGCAUCACCACCACAGCCAAAUUCAAGCUUUGGGGCUGCACCAGAAACAAGGCUUCACUUUGGUGCAAUGACACCAUCAAGCUUCACAUUUGGCAAUGCACUACUACAAUCAAAAGUGACACCAUCAAGCUACAAAUUUGGCAGUGCAACACCAGUAACAGACUCAGACUUUUGUUCAAUGCCAUGUUAUAACUUUGGUAUUGAUAAUUGGAUGCAGAAAGCAGAUGCCACCCACCAGCCUCCCUCCCAGCCUUCCAUGGGGCUUAUGGAAGUGGUUAGUCUGCAGCAGUUUGAUGGGUCGUGGAAGCUGAUAGAUGCAGCACACCUCACUGGCAUGCUUCUUGAUGCUCUCUCUGCUGUCAAUCCUACCAAGAGUGAGGCAGCUUGGGCUACAGCACUGGUGCUAGCAUUACUGAAAAAGAAGUUUGGUGAGCAGAAGGAGGAGUGGGAGCUGCUGGCCACCAAGGGGCGCACCUUCCUGGCCGGGUGUGGGGAGCAGCCUGAGGAACUGCUGGCCAAGGCUUGCCUCAUGCUCAACUCCCAGUGACUCCCCACAGACACAAGGCAGUGGCAGUGGCUUCCUGUCAGGCUUAGCCGCUACUAUAGUCUGUAUUUAGAAACACUUUGCUCUCACACCAUGACUAUUUUCAAAGGCCACAGAGAUGAUCAACUGGAUUCUCAAGAGUGUUUUUCCUGUUAAUGUAGAAAUCUUGUUAAUAAGUCACUAGAACCAUAAAAACACUCUUAAAAGGUUGUAUCACUUCAACUAGAGCCUUUUGAAAGCAGUCAAGGUGUGGGCAGAAGUGUGUCAGAAUGUGGUACUGAAAACUGUGGUGGAGCUGUGUGUGUGGCUCAUAAUUUGCCACACACUUCUUAUAUAUCAUAUUUUUAAUUAAAUUUAUAUAUAGUUUUUGCGCACACACACACACACACACACACACACACACACACACACACACACACACACACACACACACACACACACACACACACACACACACACACACACACUGCUUUUUUAUGGUAAUACAUUCCACUUAAAUAUUGUUGUGUUUGGAAAAUUGUAUUUCUGCACUUCUUUAUCUUCUCUGGUCUCUCUAUAUGUGUGUGUGUGUGUGUGUGUGUGUGUGUGUGUGUGUGGUGGGGGGGGGGAGACUGUCUGCCUUUCACAGGAUUCAGGUCAAGACAGCACAGCAAGUAAAACAGCACUGUGGUGAAAAGUCAUUGCCACAAGUACUGCUACUCACUAAAGAUGCCACAAGUUGUCAGUGUGCAGCAAUAGCCAGGCAGCACUUGGCACACAAACUUGCAUCAACUCACACAACUUGCUUGCUUCAACUUCUAGUGAAUGGACUGUACUUCUUUUAACAUACUCCUGUUUUGGUUCUUUGUAGGUUUCUGAAAUAUAUCAAAUGGAUAAUAUUGAAUUGACAUUAUUGUGUUCAUGGAUGAUUCAGUAUUGAAACAGUUUUCAAGCCAAUGUAUGAGCAGGGCUUGCCUGGCUUCAGUACUGUGGGUCUCUAUCGGCAGUUUGCCGCUAUUGAGCAAUCUCACAUGGGAGAUCAAUUUAACAACAUCUUGACAUAAAUUACAAAUAAAACUAAGAAUGUUGCUAGGCAAAAUGUGCAUGCACAGGCAGUGUAAUUACAUUUAGAAAGUUAUACUUAUUGUCAGUGGCUAAUUUACUGAGGGAGUUAAUGAUUGAUAUAUGAUGAAAAUAAAAGAUGUGGAAACAACCUGUGAUACACAGCAUGUCUUGUAACCUCAAUAGGAGAGAGAAACAUUUGAAACAUUUUAUUAUGCCCAUAUAAAUUUUUGUUACAAUUUGCAUGUUAUGUGGUUGAAUAAGGCAGCACAUAAUAAAGCAUUUGAGCUCUUUGAACAAUA